This is a messenger RNA of Cyprinus carpio (common carp), 702 nucleotides long. RefSeq names its product C-X-C motif chemokine 11-6-like. NCBI's taxonomy places the organism in Eukaryota, Metazoa, Chordata, Actinopteri, Cypriniformes, Cyprinidae. Gene Ontology annotation, molecular function: CXCR chemokine receptor binding; chemokine activity. Gene Ontology annotation, cellular component: extracellular region. Gene Ontology annotation, biological process: antimicrobial humoral immune response mediated by antimicrobial peptide; cellular response to lipopolysaccharide; neutrophil chemotaxis. The record is from RefSeq and is a predicted model, not a curated record.
CCUGAAGUCCUUCAGUCAUAAUCUCACUGACGUUUAGACAUAACACAAGCACAGUUCAUCAAGAGCAAGAAGACAAUGAAGACUAUUGCAGCUUUUGUUCUUCUCGCCUGCCUGAUCGCUGUAGGGGUAAAAGGACAGGACAGGUCUUCAAAGGGCAGGUGCUUGUGUGCAGACAAAGGUGCAAACAUGGUUUUAGUGAGGAAUAUUGAAAAAGUUGAAAUCAUCCCUCCAAGUCCAUCUUGUAGCCAACAUGAGAUUAUUGUGACUCUGAAGAACGGUGCAGGACGGAAAUGCAUGAAUCCAGAGUCAAAAUUCACUAAAAAUGUCAUCAUAAAAGCUAUUGAAAAGAGGAGCCAGUAGACUGUGCCACACUGUACAACUGUCUCUGUGCCUCUGAAGAACACCAUGACAUCAUCAUAAGCACCAACUUCCUUCAAAUGACAUCACUGACUUAAGAUUAGUCUUAAUAUUUUGCCUAAUAAGUAAUAUUUUCUAAUGUCUAAGCUGAUUCAAUUAUUUUUAUGUGACCACUGGGUAUGUGACCACUGGGUAAUUCAAUUAUUUUUAUGUGACCACUGGGUAAACAUAUUUUAAUAAAACCACUGAACAAUGUGUCAUAUGUACAGUCUUUUUAUAAUUUGUUGUAUGAUUGUAUUUUCAUUGUCCACAAAGUUGUGUCAAAUAAAGCUUUAUUUAUAUGAA